UCGCGGUGCCUUCAGACGCUUUAGCGUGAAGCACUGUUGGAUAGUCUCAAGUUUUACCUCGAAGACGUUUUGAACAGAUUUCAAUCAGUUCAAAUGAUUAAACCACCAUCACGAUGAAGAGUGUUUUCGUCCUUGCUGACAAAGCCUGGGCAGGUUCUAGCUUACUGUAUAAGUGGCAGAAAACCCUUGGUAAUUACAUCGCUGUUGCAGGACAGGACAACUCUGUGAAAAUAUUUGAUCGACAUGGACACAAGUGGUCUGAGCUCAGUCUGCCGGGGCGCUGUGUUGGGAUGGACUGGGAUAAAGAUGGGGAUAUUUUGGCAGUGAUAGCAGCAAAAUCCAGUUCGAUCUACCUCUGGGAUGCCAGUGUCAAUAAAACGUCCCAGAUAGAGAGCGGCAUGAGAGAUCAGAUGUCCUUCAUCUUGUGGUCAAAGACGGGCCCUUUGUUAGCUAUUGGGACAGUGAAAGGAAAUCUGUUGAUAUACAAUCAGCAGACCUCACGCAAGAUCCCUGUACUGGGAAAACACACUAAGAAGAUCACUUGUGGCUGCUGGAGUGUUCAGAAUCUACUGGCUCUGGGAAGUGAUGACAACACGCUGAGCAUCAGCAAUCAUGAGGGGGACACCAUCAGACAGACAACACUUCGUGGUGAGCCCGCUGAUAUCACUUUUUCAGAGAGGAAGACCAAUGAAAGGUCUGGGCAAGGAGAGAACACUGUGAGUUUGUCUGUGGAAAAUAAGAACUUGAUGCUCUUCAAUACCAAUGACCUUGAAAACCGGAUUGAGUUGACCUUCCAGCGCCACUAUGGACAGAUCGUGUCCUAUCGCUGGUACGGCGACGGCUACAUACUGAUCGGCUUCUCCCACGGGUACUUUGUGGUUAUUUCCACUCACAUCAAGGAGAUUGGAGAGGAGCUGCAUCAGGCUCGCAACCAUAAAGACAGCCUCAACAGUGUGGCCAUCUCGACGGCUGUAAACAAAGCGGCCUCCUGCGGGGACAACAGCAUAAAGAUCCACGAGUUGUCCGAGCUCAAAGAUAUCAGCAAUGUAAUCCAGCUGGACGAUGAGACUAAAGGUCUGGACCAGCUGAACUGGACGGACGACGGGCAGCUGUUGGCCGUCUCCACACAGAGCGGGACGCUACAUGUCUUCUUGACCAAGCUUCCCAUCCUGGGUGGCAGCUUUGGUACCCGGCUGGCCUACCUCACCUCUCUGCUGGAGGUCACCGUGUCCAACCAGGUCGAGGGGGAGAGUCCCGUGGUCAUACAGGUGGAAGUAGAGCCUACUUUCAUUGCGAUGGGACCGUUCCACGUGGCUGUGGGAAUGAACAACAGAGCGUGGUUCUACGCCCUGGUGGACGGGGAACCUGGUUUUAAUAAGCUCAAAGAUAUUGAGUAUUUGGGGACCAUAGCCAGUAUGUCCCUAAACUCUGACUACGCAGCAGCGCUGUUUGAGGGGAAAGUGCAGCUGCACAUGAUCGAAGGCAAAGACCAGGAUGAGAAGAAGCAGAUGAAGCUGUUUCCAGAGGAUGAGGGAAAAGGUCGGAUCAUUUGCCACGCCCUCACCGCCGACUUCCUCUACUACGGCACAGACGCGGGUGACGUGGUGUGCGUCUUGGUGGAGGACUGGGAGACGGUGAUCAGCUACAGCCACGCCGUCGGCGUGAGGAAGGUGUUCCCGGACCUCAACGGCACACGGCUGGUCUUCAUCGACGACAAGAGCGGCGGCUUCCUGCUCUCCCCCACAAAUGCGACAGAUUCUUGCUUUGAGCUCCCUAACUUCUCUCCCACCAUCACCGGUGUGCUGUGGGACAACUGGCAUGCUGACCGAGGAGUGUUUGUAGCUUAUGAUGAUGACAAGGUCUACACCUACGCCCUGCACAAAACUACCAUAUACGGCCCCCGGGUGGUGUUUGUGGGGAGCACGGCGCUCCUCUUUUCCCAGAAGCCUUUGCUCUUGCACAACGGAGAGCUGACAUGUCAGACGGCAAGCGGCAAGACCAGCGAGGUGGCUCUGAGCACACACUCCUUCCUCAAGAAGGCAAGCGGCACUCAGCAGGGGCCACAGCCGGAGCUGAGCACGCAGCUCGCCCUGGCGCUGAUGCUCAAGAGGUUCCACGAAGCGUGUGCUCUGUGCAAGUCUGCAGGUAGUAACACAGACUGGGCAGAGGUGGGCAAAGCAUGUCUGGUGCACAUGGAGGUCGAACUGGCCAUCCAGGUCUUCCGCAUGAGCAGCAAUGUUGGCAUGGUGCUGUCACUGCAGGGCAUCCAGCGUAUAGAGGACAUGAACCUACGAGCAGGGCAUCUGGCCAUGUUUCUAGGGGACUACAACCUGGCCCAGGACCUCUAUCUGUCUUCUGGCUGCCCAAUCGCUGCCCUGGAGAUGAGAAGAGACCUGUUGCAAUGGGACAGUGCUCUCAUGUUAGCAAAGAGGUUAGCAGAAGACCAAAUCCCCUUUAUAUCCAAGGAAUACGCUGUGCAUCUGGAGUUCAUUGGCGACUAUGUGAAUGCUCUGGCGCACUAUGAAAAAGGCAUGAUGCAGGAUAAUGGAUUCCAGGAGCACAACGAGGCGUGCAGAGCCGGGGUUGCCCGGAUGUCCAUCCGGAUGGGGGACAUCAGGAGAGGAGCCGCUCAGGCCAUUCAGCACCCGAGCAGAAUCCUCAAGAAGGAGUGUGGAGCCAUACUGGAGAGCAUGAAGCAAUUCUCUGAAGCCGCUCAGCUGUAUGAAAAAGGACAGUAUUAUGACAAGGCCGCAUCCGUCUACAUUCGCUGCAAGAACUGGGCAAAGGUUGGAGAGCUGCUCCCACACGUCUCCUCUCCCAAGAUCCACCUGCAGUACGCCAAAGCCAAGGAAGCGGACGGAAAGUUCAAAGACGCUGCGCAGGCGUACGAGAGCGCCAAAGACUGGGACAACGUGAUACGCGUGCUGCUGGAGCACCUGAACAGCCCGGAGGAGGCCGUCCGCAUCGUCAGGGAGACGCAGAGCAUCGACGGCGCAAAGAUGGUUGCCAGGUUCUUCUUGGGGUUGAAUGACUACAGCUCAGCCAUCCACUUCCUGGUGCUGUCCCAGUGCAACGACGAAGCUUUCCAGCUGGCACAGCAGCACGGGCAGAUGGAGGUCUACGCGGACAUCAUCGGUCCCGAGGCCACGCAGGAGGACUACCAGAGCAUUGCUCUCUACUUUGAGGGAGAAAAGAAGCACCUGCAGGCGGGGAAGUUCUUCCAGAAGUGUGGGCAGUACACCAGAGCCCUGAAGCACUUCCUGAAGUGUCCCAACACUGAUGACAACCUGGCUGUUGAGAUGGCCAUAGAGACGGUGGGUCAGGCCAGGGACAGUUCUCUCACCGACCAGCUGAUCGAUUACCUGAUGGGAGAGAGCGACGGUAUGCCCAAGGACGCCAAGUACCUGUUCCGUCUCUACAUGGCUCUGGAGCUGUACAGGGAGGCCGCUCGCACCGCCAUCAUCAUCGCCAGAGAAGAGCAGUGUGCAGGAAACUACCGGAACGCCCACGACGUGCUGUUCAGCAUGUACACCGAGCUGCAGGCCCAGAAGAUCAAAAUCCCAGCUGAGAUGGCCACCAACCUGAUGAUCCUCCACUCGUACCUGCUGGUCAAGGUCCAUGUGAAGAGGGGCGACCACCUUAAAGGGGCUCGCAUGCUCAUUCGCGUCAGCAACAACAUCAGCAGGUUUCCAGCGCAUGUUGUUCCCAUUCUGACGUCCGCGGUCAUCGAGUGUCACCGCGCCGGACUGAAGAACUCUGCCUUCGGCUUCGCCGCCCUGCUGAUGAGACCAGAAUACCGAAACAAGAUCGACCCAAAGUACAGAAAGAAGAUCGAGGCCAUGGUUCGACGCCCGGACACGUCGGAGCUGGAGGACGAAACUACUCCGUGUCCCUUCUGCGGCUUUCAGCUGCCACAGAACGAACUGCUGUGCAUCUCCUGCAAGAACAACGUGCCCUACUGCAUCGCCACGGGUCGUCACAUGCUCAAAGAAGACUGGUGUGUGUGUCCUCAUUGUGAAUUCCCUGCGCUCUACUCUCAGUUCAUUUUGUUACUGGAGACGGAGACGGUGUGUCCGAUGUGCUCCGAGACUCUGAGUGUUGAACAGAUAAAGAAGAUUCCGGAUUGUUCCCAAUACCUGCAGACUGAUGGGCUGGAUCAAUGAGGAACGAAAACACAAACCAUGUGUAUAGACGUCAUGUCUCUUUCUAUUUGUUUAAAUAUGUCAUAUAUAUAUUUUGGAUGGCUUGGAUACAGCUUUUAGUUUUGUAUGAUGGGGAUAUCAGUGCAGUAACUGAGUAUCAAAGAUGCUUGAGAUUUUAAUAUGUGAAUGUCAAUAAAUCAAAACUGUCUUUU
Pungitius pungitius (ninespine stickleback) is the source of this 4354-nucleotide messenger RNA. It is a transcript of the gene wdr19, whose product is annotated as WD repeat domain 19. Lineage: Eukaryota; Metazoa; Chordata; Actinopteri; Perciformes; Gasterosteidae. The coding region runs from base 114 to 4163 and encodes 1349 amino acids. Gene Ontology annotation, cellular component: cilium; intraciliary transport particle A. Gene Ontology annotation, biological process: intraciliary retrograde transport; cilium assembly. The record is from RefSeq and is a predicted model, not a curated record. The transcript has 36 exons. Gene Ontology annotation, molecular function: protein binding.